Plasmopara halstedii is the source of this 168-nucleotide messenger RNA. RefSeq lists its product as uncharacterized. The coding region runs from base 1 to 168 and encodes 55 amino acids. The record is from RefSeq and is a predicted model, not a curated record. The transcript has 3 exons. Lineage: Eukaryota; Oomycota; Peronosporomycetes; Peronosporales; Peronosporaceae.
AUGGGUCCGUCACCCUUGUCAGUAGCAGAUGAAAACCCGUAUCGUGAAUCCACUUCUAGCACCAAACGGCUCUCCACACAACAAAAGUAUCAAACACAGGUUUUACGGUUAAUCGAAUUUCGCGAGUUUUCUAACGCCCCUGCUUGUACUAUGGCUAUUCAUGAUUGA